AUAUUAAUAUUAUUAUUAUUAUUAUUAUUAUUAUUAUUAUUAUUAUUAUUAUUAUUAUUAUUAUUAUUAUUAUUAUUAUUAGAAUCAACAUUAUUUGUUUCUAUUAGAUAUCUAUUUAUUGCAAGUUAUCUUACGAUGUAUAUACGCACAUAUCGGAGCCGUAAAAAUUGAGAUUUUUAUCGCAUAACAUUCUUAUUUUCUUCAUUGUUUAAAACAGUAACAAAACAUUUGAUAAAUAUCGUCGAUAGAACGAUUUCGAAAAUCUGAUGUGAAAUCUGAUUUAGCAUUUUCUUUCUUUUUUUCUGUUUUUUCUUUUUUUUUCUUUUUUCUUUUUUCUUUUAUUUAUUUAUUUAUUUUUUUUAAUUCUUUUGAUUUCUUAAAAUUUAUUAAGAACGUAAAGUACAACAUCAUUGCUACACAUUUUUACUCGUUUUCUCUCUUCGUACCUUUACAAAUAAGAUUUAAAUCAAUGGAAAUCUGUACGUAAAAUAAAUGUUAUCGGAACGGGUAUCAAUGUCUCCGUGUAUUAUAAUACAUGAGGGGACAAGUAGAAUGUGUAUAGACCUUUCUAUUUAUUCUCUCUCUCUCUCUCUCUCUCUCUCUCUCUCUCUCUCUCUUUCUCUCUCUUUCUCUCUCUAUGUCUCUCUUUCUCUCUCUUCCUCUCUCUCUCUCUCUCUCUCUCUCUCUCUCUCUCUCUUUCUCUGUCUGUCUCUCUCUGUCCCUAUCUCUGUUUCUUUUUCUUUUUCUUUCUGUCUCUUCGUGAACAUUAAAAGUCGCAUAGAGAGAGCUUAUGACUCUAAUCACAUACACAUACACACACAUACACACAACAGUAUUAUAAUUAAUAAUGUAUGAACAUUUUCUAAAUUAUUGAUGAGAUCUUUUACGUUUUCAAAUAAUAUAUAUGUUCUCAUUCCGGCGAUUGAAAUAUAUAUAUAUAUAUAUACAUAUAUAUACAUAUAUAUAUAUAUAUAUAUAUAUGUACACAUUCAUAUAUAUAAUUGUAUUCAUUUCUCCACGUUAAGGAUUAGAUUUGCGUAGCAUUUUAUAAUGGGUUAUAGUCAUGUUUGUUAGUUAUACAUACAUAGAAAUCUUAGGAUCGAGAUUUUUAUUGCAAAAAUAAAUCGCAUCAAUACGAAGAAUAUCCGAUUAUAUCGGAUGAUUACUUUGAAAACACGCAUCUCGAAAAAUCAUAACGUUUUAUAGAAUAUGUUUGAUUAAUUUUUUCAAGAUAGAAUUUGAUAUCCGAAUAAGGAUGGUUACCAAAAAAAAAAGAAAAUUUACAAAAAGAAAAUUACAAAAGUACAGAAAAUGUUGGACGAAGAGGAAAUAAUUAUUGGUAGAAAACAGAAAGAAAAAGAAAAAAGUUGUAAAUACGAUGACUUUAAUUUAUCAUCGCAUAUAAUUGUAUUAAAAAAAUUAACGAUUAUUUAAUAUAUUACAGAUAUAAAUGGUAAAUGCAAGAAAAAGAAAUUGUCUUAGUUUUCUUCACGUAUGAAGAAUAUUUAUCCUUCGAAUAUUAUCAUAUUUAUUUCUACGUACGUAUCUAUAUUCUCAUUAAUUAGAUUGAAUUAGAAGAAAAAGCGACGUAUUAUAUUUAUUGAGUAUUUCUCUCAAAUUUGAUGAAUGGCGGCGAUGCAAAGAAAUUGUAUUGCAAUUAACAAAUUAGAAUCUUUAGAGAAAAUUUGAAUUUUGCAAGUAGUAUCUUUGUAUUAUGAAAUAUACUCUAUCAAAAAUGAAUUUAAUAAUCUUCUGUAUGUAUACUUUUAUUUUUUACUUUUUAGAUUAGAAAGAAUCCGAUAGCUCAUAAUUUUAUUCAAUCUAAAGAGAGAGGGAGAGAGAGAGAGAGAGAGAGAGAGAAUUGAUAAAAUGACAAAGAAUUUUUCCACUAUCAUGCAUCACUAUCGAACUUAUUGUUAGUUAUACAUAUAAAAAAAUUUCUUUACCUUCGGUAAUUGAAUUCAAUUUCAUUUUCCCGCCCAUUUUGAAAUAAACGAGUAUCACCAAUCGUGUCGCUUGUCAUCCAAUCAUGUUCGCGAAUCCGUUACCUCUGGUAGGUAAAAGUAAAUGUAAAUAUCGUUUGGAAUAAUUUUUAAAAAGAAGCAGAUAAUAUAACGAGAGAAUAAGCAUGAGUUAAGAAAUAUCAUUUGAAUAUUAUUAUAUCGAAUCAUAUUCUCUCUCAGAAAAACAAGUUUGAAAUAUCAAGGAGUGGGGAUAAGAGAAAGAGAGAAGGAAAGAAGGGAGGGGGGAUUAUCCAAGUAAACUUAGCUUGUCUCUGUCGCACUGCCAUAAUGGCGCACAGGCGCACAGCGCAUUCUCACGGUGCGCGGUGGUACAAGAGCGGCGCAUCAAUGGGCGGCCAGAGGGUAAGAUGGCGGAUCGUGAUUCGGAGGUGCAGGAGGAGGAAAAAGAAGUGCAGCAGCGACAGCGACAGAAGCAGGAGCAACGCCGAACGAGAUCUGAGGUUAAGGAGGACGGUAUUCGCGGAAUGAACGCGAGCGUCCAUCCUAUAAACGAUACGACGAGUGUGAUGACCACGACGAUAAUGGCGUCGACAACGAGUACGACCACGGCGACGGCGACAACAACGACUACGACGACGAGUACGACCGCGGUGAACACGGUGAUCAACAAUGGUCGAGUGCCGCAACAUAAUCUUGUCAAUCAACAACAACAACAACAAAUGAAUAAUCCAAACGUUGGACAAGGACCGAGAUGUGUUACCAUCUACAAAACGGAGACUGGCUUUGGGUUCAACGUUCGAGGUCAGGUCAGCGAGGGUGGACAAUUGAGAAGUAUCAACGGCGAACUUUACGCACCCUUGCAACACGUCAGUGCCGUUUUACCCCGAGGUGCAGCUGAAAAGGCCGGUGUUCGCAAGGGUGAUCGAAUACUCGAGGUCAACAACGUGAACGUCGAGGGUGCCACUCACAAGCAGGUCGUUGACUUGAUAAAGUCUGGUGGUGACGUACUGACGUUGACGGUGAUAUCCGUGACACCGCAAGAGGCUGAAAGGCUAGAACCUUGUGAGGAUCUAAGCUAUCCACCAAUAGACUACAGCGAAAAACGAUCCUUACCCAUUAGUGUACCGGAUUAUCAUGUCCGUGAAAGGAAACACGAACGUUACGUUGUUUUCAACGUACAUAUGGCCGGAAGGCAUUUGUGUUCUAGACGUUAUCGCGAAUUCGCUGCCCUUCAUAUGGCCCUGAAAAAGGAAUUUAUUGGAUUUAAUUUUCCAAAGUUACCUGGAAAAUGGCCUUUUCAAUUGACGGAACAGCAAUUGGAUGCCAGAAGACGAGGUUUAGAACAAUAUCUUGAAAAAGUCUGUGCCGUACGUGUAAUUGCUGAGAGCGAUGCUAUGCAAGAAUUUCUAACCGAUAGGUUAGACGAGGACGGCGAUCAAGGUCCAGCGGUUGACUUAAAGGUUCUCUUACCUGAUCGCGAGGUCGUUACUGUGACGGUCGCGAAAGCCGCUUUGGUCAAGGAUGUCUACGAUGCGGUCUGUAGUAGAGUCGGACUUGAUUCGGAAACCGCCAAGUAUUUUUACCUCUUCGAGAUAGUCGAGUACAAUUUCGAGAGGAAACUUCAACCUCACGAGCACCCGCACACACUUUAUAUUCAGAAUUACUCGACGGCGAGUGCGACGUGCCUAGCGAUAAGAAGGUGGUUGUUCAAUGUAAAUAGGUCUCUUAGCGAGCAGGCCUUGACGUGGAUCUUUUGGCAGACCGUUGAUGAGGUCAACAGGGGACACAUUAGCGCCGGUGAGCGAUUGUAUCAGUUGAAGGCCCUGCAGGAUGCAUCUAGAAAACACGAGUAUCUAAAAUUGGCGAGAGAGUUGAGUGGAUACGGCGAUAUUGUUUUUCCACAUUGUGCUUGCGACUCCAGGAAGGAAGGACAUGUUGUCGCAGCAAUUGGCAUGGCAGCAUUCAAAUUACAUGCAGCGAAAGAGGAUGGUACCUUAGAAUCUCAAGUAGUCGAAUUUCAAUGGAAUACUAUAACCAGAUGGGAGGUAGACGAGGAAGGCAUGGCCUUUUGCUUUCAAUAUAUUCGACAAGAUAAUAGGCCGCCACGUUGGUUGAAAGUUUUCACGCCUUAUUAUACCUUUCUGUCUGAUUGCUUCGAUCGAAUAGCAGAAGAGGCAAAGUGGGACGAUCCCGGAGAAUGACGCAGUAUUCGUCGUUAAUACGUUUUUCUUUUCCUUUUUUUUUUUUACUUUUUUUUUCUUUCCUUUUGUAUUCUUUAAUCUUUAAAUACCGAUCAUCUAUAAUCGACGAUCGAUUCGUAGCCUGGACAUUCGAUAGGAUUAUAACUUAUAGAGUGCGAUUGAACGAAAUAUCAUUUAUCAUAUCAACAAUGUCGCACUUUUCUUUCAUUUACAUUAGACAAAUAUAUAUUCGUUUUAUUAACACGAAUCUUAUAAAUCAUAUAUUUCCAUAUAUGAUACACGUCGUUCGAAUAAUAUAAUAUUCGAACCUUAUAAUGUCUUCUUGUGUUGCUUUUCCUUUUUUUUUUUUUUUUUUUUUUUUUGCAAUAGUAUAUUAGAAGAAAUUAUAAAGAAUUAUAUAACUUCAAAUGAAUAGUAUUUCCUUCUUAUACUUUUUCUUUUUUUGUGUGCUUAUUUUUUUUUAUAUUUUCGUUUUUCUUUUUUUUUUCUUUCUUUUUUUUUUAUGUAAGAUCUGUUAUCUUCACUUUAUCUAUACUGUCGCGUUAAUAAUGGAAUGCAAAGGAAUUAUAUAAGACGACGUCGGGUAAAAAAUGAAUGAAUAUGAGAGAACGUAAAUAACGCCUAGUGUCGGUAUAUGAUUUGGCCUAUAAGUUAUUUCCUAGAACGUGUAAUUCGAUUUCUCGUUUCAGAAACAAUCGAAUUACAAAUUGUUCCUUCUUAUUAGCCUAAUAUACAUGUAAGUAUAUAUAUAUAUAUAUAUACAUACAUACAUAAAAUAUACAUAUUAUUUUCUUUUCAAAUUUCUUUUACAAAAGCGUUACAUAUUCUUCGUUGACUUAACAAACAAAGUAUUAUGUGCUUCGUUCGAGUUUAAACCUCCUUGUACUAUCUCUCAAAUUUCAAUGUGCUUUUAUUUAAAUUUUUACGCUUACUGAAAGCUUAUUGAAAUUUUUGAGAUAUUCCAUGCGAAGUCUCUUCAAUGAUCGAAAAUGUUGGAAAGUUAUUAAUUAACAUUUUCGAUUUGAAUCAUAUAUUAUUCCAUUACUCAUUCGUGAUCACCUUGUAUAUGUUGAAAAAUGAAAUGAAAUGAAAUGAAAUGUAAUGUAAUGUAAUGUAAUGAAAUGAAAUAUUUCCAACGGAUGUAUGUUUUGAAAGAUCAAAAGAUUCACAGUUUAACAUCAUUGUAUCUAUAGAUGCCUAUUUUUUUAAAUUAAUGAAUUAUUUAUACGUUCUACGCGUUUAAAGUAAAUGUCUGAAUUAUUAUAAAAAUAUUACGUUGUAAAAUUAAUUGAAGAAAAAAAAAAAAAAAUAGAAAAGAAAGAGAGUAAUGGAGCACGCCUGACAUAAAACAAGGUACAUAUUUUCCCCAGUACUUCGGUGAUUAACAAUACUCAUUAAAUAGUACUAUUGAUAAGAGGAGUUGCUAAAUAAUAAUAAUAAUAAUAAUAAUAAUAAUAAUAAUAAUAAUAAUAAUAAUAAAAAUAAUAAUAAUAAUAAUAAUAAUAAUAAUAAUAAUAAUAACAACAAUAAUAACAAUAAUAUUAAUAUUAAUAAUGAUGAUGAUAAUAAGAGAAUUAAGAAUAUAUAUAUUCAAUACAAGGAAUAUUAUUUUCGACGAGAGGACAACUUUUAGGUGCACCUUCGUCAUAUUUUGUCACGACAGAUACGAACGAUAAACUAUUUAAAGCUGUUUUUUUUUCUUUUUAGUUGAUUUUUAUGAACCAUUAAUUUGUGCGCAUCGUUAUACAGUUUCAUACAUUAUUAUUUCUCAUUCAUAUUUUGUUGUAUUGUUUCAAACGUUUCUCGUUCGAAUAUAGUCUUGACUAUAGUAUAUGUAAAAUAAAGAAGUGAACACAUGUUAUAUACAUAUAAAUACAUAUAUAUGUAUACAUUAUCAUAAACACGUACGCUUAUGAACACAAACACACCACAAAUAAUUGUCGUUAAUAUUUUUAAACUUUAUGCAGAAUGCAUCGCGUGAAUGAUAUGAAAGAAGAAAUGUAGAAUUGAGCGAUGUGAAAUUUUGUUGGACUAUACAUACACGUUCCCGAGAGUAUAGUAACAAUAAUGUUAAUAGCUGUAGGUAGAUAAAUAUAUCAAUGUAAAUGAGAAGAAAAAAAGGAGAACGCAGAAAUAUACGAGUAAUUAUAGUUGUAGCUAUGUCAGUUGAUUAUGCGAUGAUGGUGAUGAUGUUGAUUAUAAUAAUUAUCGUGAAUAUAUAUAUAUAUAUAUAUAUAUAUAUAUAUAUAAUAUAUUAUAUUCGGUUUUAGUAAGUAUGCAUACACGAAAUUAUUUCAUAGGCUUAAUAUAUAAUAAUUUCUUGUAAGAUUAUUCAUUUGAAAAAAUUUUCUUUAAUGGACUAUGUGAUAAUUCUGUAUGUAUGUAUGCGUAUGUGUAUGUAUAUAUAUAUACACAUAUAUACACAGGAUUAUCACACAGUCUGUUAAUUACACAUGCAUAGAUAUAGAUUAUAUAUUUACAUACUUAACCGAAUAUACUGUAAACACAUAUGCGUAUGCACGUGCACAUACGUAUCUAUUAUUGGCAAAAUUGGAUAGAGAAUAAUUUUCGAAACUUAUAUUGUAAAACUUAUAAAAAUAAUAUAGGAAGUGUAUGUAAGAAAAAAGAAAUACGAUUGAUCGUUGAACGUAUAUUGUCAAAAAGAAAGAACAGAAAUUGAAAAGUAUUCAAACGAUAAGUUACAAUGAGAACGAAUAGUCCUUCCGUAUAUUUAGCACAUUCCAUCAUUUUAACAAUGAUCUUAUUAUCUUUUUUUCUAAUCGCUCGUUAUAUUCGUUACAAUAAAAUUAUGCCGAGCAUGCAAAUUAUUUGAUUAACACGUCCUUAAUAUUUAUGAUUUGAAAAUUGUAUCACUGAGGUCAUGAGAGAGAGGGAAGAGGGGAAGGAAGGGAGAGAAAGAGAGAAACCUAUCGUUUGAUUGAUCUAUAUAUACUGGUAUUUAUCUGCUGUCAUUUAACUCGAGAUAAUUCUAAACGAAUUAGCAGCAAGUUGUUUAUAAGCCGUCGAUAAAUUAGCAGCAUGCUUAGAGAAGCGAAGGAACCGUAAGACUAAUUAAAUACAAGAAUUCGUCCAAAUGAGCAGCAAAGUUAUUUAAAGUGAUCUCUGAUGAGAAUUAAAGGAAGAAGGAAAAGAAAGAAAGGAAGGAAGGAAGAAAAAAAAGAGUUAAAAAGGAUUAACAAAAUUAGUUAGUAUAUCGCAUUUGUAAAUAUAUAAUAUAUAAUAUAUAAUAUAUAAUAUAUAAUAUGUAACAUAAUAUAUAAUAUAUAUAAUAUAUGAUAUAUAUAAUACAUAUAAUACAUAUAUAUAUAUAUAUGUAUAUAUAUGUAUAUAUAUGUAUAUAUAUGUAUAAUAUUAUAUAUAUGUAUAUAUAAUAUUAUAAAGAAGUAAAGAGAGAUACAUGUCUCUGAGAAAAAGAUUCCUUUCUUUCAUUAGCCUGAUGUUCACUGUUAUCAAUUACAUAUUAUAUUUAUUCUCACAUCGGUACGCGUAAUCCGAUUUGCUCUAAUAACAAUUAGAAGAAAAUAAAAAAGAAAAAAGAGAAAAAUGCGAAACUGGAAAGAAUUGCAAUUUGUCGAGAGGGAAAAAAAGACACAAAACGACAGGAUAAUUAUGUUAGCAUAUUAAUAAAAAAAAAAAAAAAGAAAAAAAAAAUAAUAAUGAUAGUAAUACAAUAAAAUAAUAAUAAUAAUAAUAAUAAUAAUAAUAAUAAUAAUAAUAA
Molecule: messenger RNA, 7904 nt
Organism: Vespa velutina
Lineage: Eukaryota; Metazoa; Arthropoda; Insecta; Hymenoptera; Vespidae
Gene: Snx27
Product: sorting nexin-27
Exons: 6
Coding region: 2372-4165 (597 amino acids)
Biological process (GO): signal transduction; intracellular protein transport
Cellular component (GO): early endosome
Molecular function (GO): protein binding; phosphatidylinositol-3-phosphate binding
Source: RefSeq, a predicted model, not a curated record